Messenger RNA from Cuscuta campestris, 2887 nucleotides. The record is from the annotation of a GenBank genome assembly. Lineage: Eukaryota; Viridiplantae; Streptophyta; Magnoliopsida; Solanales; Convolvulaceae.
AUGUAAAAAAUGAUUUCCAGAAGUCAUUUUCCUGCCUUCCAAACGGACCCCUAAUUUGAACUCGGAGGCUGUGGGUGGAGAAUAUGAUCCGGUUGCUUUCAAUUAUCGGGGCAUCGGAACACUGAUAAGUUUUGGCUGCUUAUUUGGAGUUGGAUUGCUGCCUGCAACACCCAAAGUUUUUAUCAUCCAAUGCUAAAUGUUUCAAAAGCAUCUUCUUCGCUCAACCUCCAGAACUCUCUCUUCCCUUACUGUUUCUGCUUCUACAUUGGCCUCAACCCAUUAUUCCCAUUCCGGUGUUGAGGAGGUUUUAGCAUCCAAACUUGCACCAAUCUUAUUACAGUGCACUUCUCUUUCAGACAGUUCUUCCCCAGUUCUUCAAAAAGGCUAUCAAAUUCAUGCCCAAAUAAUUGUAAAUGGAAUGAAAAACAUGGGUGUUCUAGGGUCCCGAGUCCUGGGGAUGUAUGUUCUCUGUAACAGAUUUUUUUAUGCAAAGAAAUUGUUUUGGCAGCUUAAUCUAUACUAUGCAUCUCCUUGGAAUUGGAUGAUCAGAGGGUUAACUGUGAUGGGUUAUUUCAAUUAUGCACUUAUGGUUUACUUCAAGAUGCUGGGUUUUGGUACUUGGCCUGAUAAGUACACUUUUCCUUAUGUGAUUAAGGCCUGUGCGGGUUUGCAUGCAGUCAUGUUGGCAAAAUCAAUACAUCAAUGGAUUUUUAGUUUGGGUUAUGAGUUAGAUAUAUUUGUUGGGAGUGCUUUGAUUAAGCUUUAUGCUGAAAAUCGUUGCAUGAACGAUGCACGGCGUUUGUUCAACAAAUUGCCUGUGAGGGAUAGUGUUUUGUGGAAUGUGAUGCUCAAUGGUUAUUUAAGUUAUGAAGAAUCUAUGGAUAGUGUGGUUGGAUUGUUCAUGCAGAUGAGAUGGACUGAUACUAAGCCAAAUUCUGUGACAUAUGCGUGCGUCCUUUCGCUUUGUGCUUCUGAAGGAAUGGUUGAGUUUGGGACUCAACUUCACAGUCUUGUUGUAAAGUGUGGAUUGGAAGUAGAUGCUCAUGUGGCCAACACAUUGAUAACGAUGUAUAUGAAAUGCUUUUGCUUGUUUGACGGCAAGAAGUUGUUCGAUACAAUUGGAAAAAGUAAUUUGGUUCCAUGGAAUAUAAUGAUUGGUGGAUAUGUCCAAAAUGGGUUUAUGGAUGAGGCAUGGAAUCUGUUUAGUGAAAUGAUAGCUAUAGGUGUUAAACCAGAUGGCAUCACCUUUGCAAGUUUGCUACCCUCAAUUUCUGAAUCUGGAAAUCUGUGUCUAGGUAGUUCUAUUCAUGGAUACAUUUUGAGGCACAAUGUCUCCUUCGAUGUGUUUUUGAAAAAUGCACUCAUUGAUAUGUAUUUUAAGUGUAGGAGUGUUGAAAUGGCCCGCAAUGUUUUUGAGGAUAACAUGCUUGUCGAUAUUGCAAUUUGCACGUCUAUGAUUUCAGGAUUCGCUGUGAAUAGGUUGAAUCUUGAUGCCCUAGACGUGUUUAGAUGGAUGUUGCGUAAGCGAAUGAGGCCAAAUGCACUUACUCUCGCAAGUGUGUUGCCAGCUUGCACUGAAUUGGCUGCCCUGAAACUUGGUAAGGAGUUGCACGCUACCACCUUUAAACAUGGGUAUGUAGGAAAGUGCUUCGUGGGUAGUGCCUUGACAGACAUGUAUGCAAAAUGUGGAAGGUUAGACCUUUCUCAUCGAGUGUUCUCAUUGUUGUCAAAAAAAGACAUGGUUUGUUGGAAUUCCUUGAUCACCGGAUGUUGCAAGAAUGGAGAACCCGAACAAGCCAUUGAUGUUUUCCGCAAGAUGGGUGCAGAAGUAUCUAAGUAUGACUGUGUCAGCAUAUCAGGUGCUCUUUCUGCAUGUGCAGACAUAGCAGCCCUCCAUCAUGGAAGAGAGAUUCAUGGCUUCAUGAUCAAAGGUUCAUUUUAUAAUGACCUUUUUGCUGAAAGUGCACUGAUAGACAUGUAUGCCAAAUGCGGAUGCUUGCAUAAAGCACGCACUGUGUUCAAUUUCAUGAAGAAGAAAAAUGAAGUUUCAUGGAAUAGUAUCAUUUCUGCUUAUGGAAACCAUGGUCUAUUAGAUGAAUCUCUAGAUUUGUUUGUUGGGAUGGAAGAAGACGGGUUCCGGCCUGACCAUGUCACUUUCCUUGCUAUCAUAUCUGCUUGUGGUCAUGCUGGUCGGGUUGAACUAGGGAAGUGCUAUUUCAAUUCCAUGAUCCCAGAAUACGGCAUCAUACCCAGAGUGGAGCAUUAUGCAUGCAUGAUCGAUUUGUAUGGUAGGGCUGGUUGUUUAGAGGAAACAUUCAAACUCAUAAAAAACAUGCCAAUUCCCCCAGAUGCCAGCAUCUGGGGUGCAUUGCUUGGUGCCUGCCGAGUCCAUGGCCAUGUUGAGCUAGCAGAAAUGGCUUCAAAGUAUCUAUUUAACCUGGAUCCACAAAAUUCUGGCUACUAUGUUUUACUAUCGAAUCUACAGGCUGGCACUGGAGAUUGGGAGAGAGCAUCGAGAACAAGAAAUUUGAUGAAGGAGAGAGGAGUCCAGAAAAUACCCGGUUAUAGCUGGAUUGAAGUUAACAACACCACUCAUAUAUUCGUUGCUGCAGAUAAAUGUCACCAAAAAUCCGCUCAUAUAUACUUCAUUUUGGAUAAUCUUCUUAGGGAGGUGCAGAUGGAGGGGUAUUAUCCUUAAACGUAUCUCCAACAUCAUGUUACUUCUACCAGUGCUGAUAAACUCUCUUAUUAAUAGCUCCCAAUGAUCCCGGAGCUCUAGAGAAUAUCGGCUCUGUACUCGGUGUGGAUGAGGAUGCACUUGUGUUUGAAAGAGGACAUCAUGUUUGGUUCAAGGAAUUCAAAAGGAAAAGAAAAGAAAAUGGUUUUC